This is a messenger RNA of Pieris rapae (cabbage white), 1213 nucleotides long. RefSeq lists its product as uncharacterized. The record is from RefSeq and is a predicted model, not a curated record. Gene Ontology annotation, molecular function: serine-type endopeptidase activity. The coding region runs from base 67 to 1074 and encodes 335 amino acids. Gene Ontology annotation, biological process: proteolysis. NCBI's taxonomy places the organism in Eukaryota, Metazoa, Arthropoda, Insecta, Lepidoptera, Pieridae. The transcript has 3 exons.
AACAUUUUUAAGUGUUCAAUACAGAUGAAUUAAAUGUAUCAAUAAAUAUUUUUAAUAUAUUCCAAGAUGUACCAGAACAAAAUGAUUAUUAUUUUUGUAGCGAUGUUAUUAACGGGAUAUUGCUUAGAAGAAAUCCCAAGGAGGGAUGAUAUUCUUAAAACGGAAGUCAUCGUUCAAAAUACGAUUAAUAGUCUUUUCUCGACAUUGAAAUUGAAAAGAAUUCAGGAAAGACCAAAGAUACUGCAAUACACCACUUUGCAUAAAUAUUUCGCGUCACUAUCAUUGCAAGAUGAUCACAACUUGAAGAAAAUUCUACAACUAACAAAAGCCAAUAAGGAACAUAAAUUUUAUAAUGGAACUGACUUUAUAGCCGUUAUAAAUGAAAUAAUAAAUGAAGAUAUAGUAAACAGAAUAAACGUGGAUGACAUUAGUGUGAUAUCGUAUAUUGAGAGAUUUAUUUCUAGAUUAAAGAAAUGGAGAGAAAUUUAUGCACCAAAAACCAUUUAUGUCAAUAUUAAUUUUAAAGUCCUGGAACAUUUGCAGAAUACAGUUAAUAAAAGCUUUGAUUUUAAAAGUAAUGAUAAUCUCAUAACGAGCGACAAUGAAUUUUGGGAGCCAAGUGGUCGACGUAUUUACAAAGGACAAAGAACCAAGAUCAAAUAUUUCCCAUUCAUGGCUAGUGUGCACAUUUUCAACAACUUCCAUUGCGCUGGUUCCAUUAUAAAAUCUGACCUCAUCAUCACAGCUUCAUCGUGUUUGCAACUAGCCUGGAAUAACCGUCUUUUCCGAGAAAAUCCAGCAUUCCUUUCUGUUCGAGUCGGUAGUUCCUUCUAUAGUGGAGGUGGUGAGGUCAUACCGGCAUUGGAAAUUUACUUUCAUCCUGGAUACGACCCUAAAAGUCUUAGAAACAACAUCUGUAUCGUGCGUCUCGUUCGCCGUUUGAAUUUCAGAAAACGAAAUAAGAGAGUGAAAAGGAUAAACAUAGAUAGAAAUCCUUGGAACCUACCAAUGAACACUCCUGGUGUCACGAUUCUUGGUUGGGGUGCGAAGGGAGUAAGUUCAAUUACUUUAUGAUCAAGGCUAAUAGAAAUAAUGGGGUAUGGUGCAUUUUUUACUUUUUACACAUAAAUAAACUGCCUAUAAUUUCAGAGUAGCGGUAUAGUUUACGAUCCAUGGAAAAAUAUAUUGUCAUAUUCGAUUUUGGAUAUUUAUC